Chlamydomonas reinhardtii is the source of this 2608-nucleotide messenger RNA. RefSeq lists its product as uncharacterized. Gene Ontology annotation, molecular function: histone binding. The transcript has 14 exons. The coding region runs from base 170 to 2194 and encodes 674 amino acids. Gene Ontology annotation, biological process: regulation of gene expression. NCBI's taxonomy places the organism in Eukaryota, Viridiplantae, Chlorophyta, Chlorophyceae, Chlamydomonadales, Chlamydomonadaceae. The record is from RefSeq and is a predicted model, not a curated record. Gene Ontology annotation, cellular component: nucleus.
GAUUUUGCCCGCCAAACUUACUGUGCAUGACUGCUUUGACUACUGCUGGUUAGGACCAAUAUAUAGGCCUCGUGCGGGUCGCACAAAGCGCGCGAGGAUGGCGCUCCUUGCCGACGAUUCAUUUGAGGCGUACAAGCGGAGAUUUGUGCCCAUCCUCUAUGACUGGUUCAUGCACUACCAUCUGCCGUAUCCAACACAGACAUGCAGGUGGGGGCCGCUGGUCGAGGACAUGGGCUACAAGGCCCGCUACCGGGCAUACCUGUCAGAGCAGGUGGUGGACGGCGAGCGGCCCAACACGCUGCUGCUGGCGCACAUCGACGUCAUGAAGCCCCACGUGGCCUCCUGCGAGGCCGUGUCCAACUGGCAGGACAGGUCGGCGUCCAGCCACGUCACCAUCGUGCGCACCGUGUACCACCCCGGGGAGGUGAACAAGGUCCGCGAGCUGCCCUCGGCGCCGCACGUGGUGGUGACGCACACGGACUCCAAGCACCUGUACGUGUGGAACAUGGACCGCCAGCCGGACAGGCGGCCCGCGGCCAGCGGCGUGGCGGCGGCGGCGUCCGCCGGCAAGGGCAAGCGCGGCGGCGACAAGGGCGGCGGCGACAAGGGCGGCGGCGACCGGGGUGACGCCGCGCCCAGUGUGGCGGACCUGGUGCUGACGGGGCACGAGGACGAGGCACUGUUCCCCCUGGCCUGCAGCUCCGCCGCCGCCUGUGUGGCCUCUGGCGGCAACGACCAGCUGGUGCUGCUGUGGGACCUGGCCGACACCAUGACCUCGCUGGCGGCGGCGGCGGCGCCCGGCAAGGAGGACAAGGACAAGGAGGCGGCAGACGGCGGCAGCAGCAAGGGCGGCAAGGCGCCGCAACUCAAGGCCCGCACGCGGCUACAGGGCCACACCGCCACCGUGGGCGACGUGUGUUUCGCGCCCGGGUCCAGUCAGCUGCUGGUCAGCGUGGCGGACGACGGCCGACUGCUGCUGUGGGACACGCGGGCGGGCCUGGCGCCGGCGGGCUGCGUGGAAGAGGCGCACGGCGCGGGCGUGAACGUGAUGUGCGUGGACUGGUGCCCGCUGGAUGAGAACCUGCUGGUCAGCGGCGCGGAGCAGGGCAGCAUCAAGGUGUGGGACCGCCGCCGCACGGGCCAGGGCGCGGCGGGGGCGCUGUUCUCCUUCGACGCGCACACCAACAACGCCGAGGAGCGCGACAUCAUCCAUGUGGAGUGGCACCCCAGGAACAAGGACGUGUUCGCGAGCGGGUCAGUGGACCGCACAGUCGCCAUUUGGGACCUCUCACGGGGCCGACCCGCACCCGCGGCAGCACCCGCGGCAGCAGCGGCAGCGGAGCCGGACGCCGCGGCCGCGGCCGCGGGGGCAGACAAGGGCAAGGGGACGGCCGAGGCCGAGGCCGGGGCCGCCGCUGCCGCGCCGGCGGCGGCGGCGAAGGAGGUGGCUGCGGGUACAGCGGAGGCGGCGGCGGGUGAGGGUGGCAAGGAGAAGGAUGGGGACACGGAAAUGGCGGACGCGGGCGCGGGUGCAGGUGCGGGCGCAGAGGCUGGGCCAGCGGCAGAGGGGGUGAAAGAGGGCGCUGCGGCGGGCAGCGCGGGACAAGCGGGCGAGGGCUCGUUGGCAGCUGGGGAAAAGGAGCAGAAGGAGGCGGAGGCGAAGGCGGCACAGGGCGAGAAGGAUCAGCAGCAGGCAGCGGAGCCGGGGCAAGGCACGAGCGUCGCCGGUACGGGCGAGGACGCGGGUGGCAAGGGCAAGAAGGAGGAGGAGGCCGCCGCGGCGGAGCCGCCCAAGAAGAAGAAGAAGACGGACAAGGACGGCACGGGCGCAGGCGGCGGCGGCGGCGACCCGGCCGAUGACGACGGCCUGCCAGCUCAACUCAUCUUCCAGCACCUCGGCCACCGCCUGGGGCGCGUGACGGACUUCCAGUGGCACCCCGACCCCAACGAGCCCUGGACCCUCAUCUCCGUCUCCGACAACACAGGGGAAGAGGCAGCAGACGGGACCCUGCAGGUGUGGCGCAUCAGCGACCUCAUCUACCGGCCCCACGAGGAGGCCGUGCAGGCGCUGGAGCAGCACAGGCAGUUCAUCCUGCACGGCAAUACCGGGGCGGCGGGAGGGCCGGACGCCAAGGCGCCCUCCGCGGCGGCAGGGGGCGGCAAGGGCAAGGAUGCAAAGAGCGAGGCGGCAUGAUGGCGCGCCGUCAUGCACGAAUUGCUGGGUUGCUUCUUGACAGGUGGUGUGAGCAAGGCAGGUCCGCAUGGCGUGGUGACAGACGUGCGUGUUGCUGCAAUAAUGUUGAGGCUGUGCGCUUUUGUUGUUGUUGGUUGCCUGGGGCAGUGGCUUGACACGGUAUGGCUGGCACAGUAGGACCCAGAACGGGGCGUUGGGGGCGUGCUGUGGUGUGGCCUUGUGGACUGCUGGACGAUGGGGCGCAUGGGGUGCUGGACGGUGGGGUGGGUGAGCCUACAACAGCUCGGACUAUGUACGGUACACACGUUAUCCCUGUAUGGGUGCAUCCAAUACGACCAGAGACCUCCAAUGAACACUGCCUAGAACUGCCUUUCACCACGUUCGCUGUAAGAAUCAGUGUAAUUUGGUUCCGUC